This is a messenger RNA of Chenopodium quinoa (quinoa), 2214 nucleotides long. RefSeq lists its product as uncharacterized. Lineage: Eukaryota; Viridiplantae; Streptophyta; Magnoliopsida; Caryophyllales; Amaranthaceae. The coding region runs from base 247 to 576 and encodes 109 amino acids. The transcript has a single exon. The record is from RefSeq and is a predicted model, not a curated record.
UAAACAUGACAUAAUCAUAAUACGAGUAUAAGAUUGUAGUUUAGCUUUUUCUCCGAUUGAAAAUUGAUCAUCCCUUACAAUCAUCUACUCGAUCUCAAAUCUCAUACAAGUACCUAAUUAAUGCAUCGCACUUAGUAUUAUACUCAACAAACCAAACCCAAAAUCUCUCAUACUAUAUUCACAGCAAACGCAAUUCAAAUUUUCUCAUUUCUCGAAAUCAAAUCUGCAAUCAGUGGAAUUCUGACCAUGAAUUUUCGAAACUUAGAUGAUUUUUGGGCCUUUUACAUGACUCAACACUCUAAGCCGUCAACAAGGCGUUGGCACUUUGCGGGAACACUUAGUGGAAUUAUAAUCUCAAUCUACUCUAUGUUGUUCAAUUGGAAAUUCUUGUUUUUGGUACCAUUAAUCGGUUACGGCUUCGCUUGGUACAGCCAUUUCUUUGUAGAAAGGAAUGUUCCGGCAACAUUUGGUCAUCCAAUUUGGUCAUUCUUUUGUGAUUUUAAGAUGUUUGGUUUAAUUCUUACUGGUCGAAUGGAUAGAGAGAUCAAGAGACUUGGUAAACGUCCUGUUUUAUAACUUUUUUUUUUAUUUCUCGCAGAUUUUUUACUUCGAUUCUUGUAUAUAUUGUGAUAAUUACAAUCUGUAUUCAAGUAUUCAAACAUUGUAAACCUUUAAUGAGCUGAUCACUUUUAUUAUUUAGCUUAAUGAAUUUAUUGUUUUGUGUUGUUUGUGUUUUAAUAUUAAAAACUUUGGAUUUUCCUUGUAUAUUAUCUACCAUAACCAAACCUUACUGAGUUAAUGAUGCCAAAAACCAUGUUGGAAAGUCUGAAUCCUGGGAAAAUUCUGCACAAUGUCGCGGAAUUUUCAUGUUUUUGUGGCCUAAUUAUUCAGGGACUGUUCUUGCUCUCAUGUCAUAGCAGCAGUGUGUUCUUAUUGUAGUUCUAGUUAAGGAACAAGACUUUAGCAACAGUUGUUGAUUCGUGGGCUAAAUGGAUUGUAGCAGCAUCGUGAUGCUGACAUGAACGGUAUUACUCUAGAUAAAAGCAAUGAUCAUGGACCUCUUCUUACCCUUUGAACAAGAGAGAAUCUUGUCUAUUCCCUUGAGUGAGCGUAGACCUGCUGACUGCUUGUACUGGGAUGGUGAGAAAGAUGGCAUUCAUUAGAUCCAAUCGGCCUAUAAACUUAUUAUUGAUCGGGAUUGUGAGGAAGCCAGUUGUUCGAAUGAUGCUGCUGUUCGUAAGGCCUGGAAUUUGAUGUGGAGUGAGCCAGUUUUGCCAAGGGUUAAAGUUUUCUUUUGGAGAGCUUGUCAUGAGGCGGUUCCUACCAAGAAGGGGCUACAUAUCCGAAUCAAGGAUAUUGAUGAGGUGUGUGGUGUGUGUGGAGAAGAGAAGGAAGAUGUUUCUCAUGCCCUUCUUUGCUGUCCUCAAGCUAUCAGCAUUUGGGAGGAGUGUGGCUUUGCGUGGGAGGUGGAGGGAAAGGGGAGAUCGUUAAUGGACUGGGUCUUUCAGAAGUUAUGUUGCCUGGUUAGUGAGCAUCGUAGCUGGGUGAUGGUUCUCUGUUGGUCGAUUUGGAGUGCCUGGAACCGUGGUUUAUUUGAGAAUGAUUGGUAUGAGCCUAGAGGGAUAGCUUCCUAUGUGCACCAACUGAUGAGUGAUAUGGGAAAUUCUUUUGUGAAAAAGAAGGGUGACGCUGCACCAAAGCAACGAGGCUGCUGGUGCCUUCCUGCUGCAGGGCGUAUUAAGGUGAACAUUGAUGCGGGCUUGUUGUGUGAUCUGGGAAUUGUUGUGGGGGUUGUUGCGAGAACUGAUGAGGGGAGUGUCUUGUGGUGUGCGAACAUCAAGCUGGCGGAUAGGCUGGAGCCAAAGCUUGCAGAGGCGAAGGCCAUCUUAAUGGGGAUGAAGCUGGCUGCUCAGGUCGAAUUCGAGAAUGAUUGUGAGAACGUGGUGAAUGCUAUCAGAAGGAAGGAUAAAGGCAACAACUCUGCUAUUCGUUUCUCUUUUUGUGCUUGGGGUUGGAUUCAAAGAGAAGGAAAUAAAGUGGCGCAUGACUUAGCUCAUGCCCACCUAUUGUUUUAGGAAGAAAGAUUUGGUUGGAUCAAAUUCCUGAUUUUAUUUGUAAUCUGUUAAACUCUGAUUUGAAGCAGAAUAUUAAUUAAUCCUUGUGGGUUUCCUUCAAAAAAUAAAGAGAAAAAAAGCAAUGAUUAUGGUUUAUGAA